Messenger RNA from Labeo rohita (rohu), 721 nucleotides. It is a transcript of the gene acyp1, whose product is annotated as acylphosphatase 1, erythrocyte (common) type. Gene Ontology annotation, molecular function: acylphosphatase activity. The record is from RefSeq and is a predicted model, not a curated record. Bases 170 to 466 code for a protein of 98 amino acids. NCBI's taxonomy places the organism in Eukaryota, Metazoa, Chordata, Actinopteri, Cypriniformes, Cyprinidae. The transcript has 3 exons.
GACCGACGCGCUAUCAUAAUGACGCUGCGCAUGUGCCGUUUCAUGAGCAAAACAGUAAGUUGCUACUUCACAUGUGAAAUAAACUGCAUUUGAAACACCAAUAGAGCCGAUUUUACUGCGGAUUUCAGAAACCGGAAAGCCCUUCAAUAUCGUCCAUCCACCGGUGAUCAUGUCCUCUGAAGAGCUGCUGUCUGUAGAUUAUGAGGUGUUUGGAAGAGUGCAGGGUGUGUUCUUUCGAAAAUACACCCAGUCAGAAGGAACGAGACUGGGUCUGGUUGGCUGGGUGCAGAAUACUGAUGCCGGGACGGUUCAAGGGCAGCUGCAGGGUCCGGCCUCCAAAGUCCAGCAAAUGCAGCAGUGGCUGCAAACCACCGGCAGCCCUCAGUCACGAAUCGCCAAAGCAGAGUUCAGUAACGAGCGCGCCAUCGACAAACUGGAUUUUAAGAAUUUCAAAGUUGUUCGUUAAUAACAGAACAACUCAAUUAGUAUUUAUUAACAUAUACUACUUAUUUAUUUUAUUUUUGACCUAUUGUCUGUUACUGAUAAAUAUGAGGAAAAGCAUGUACCGCAGUACAUCUCAUUUUAGUUUUUUUUUUUUCAAAAUGACUCCUUAUUGACAUUAUAUAACAUCUGUUUUACAAUUUCAGAGUGCUUUACAUGAACACACCCUCCUCCUCUAACAAAUAAGACGCACAAUGCAAUAAAUCCGUGUUCACUCCUG